Molecule: messenger RNA, 1098 nt
Organism: Haliotis rubra (blacklip abalone)
Lineage: Eukaryota; Metazoa; Mollusca; Gastropoda; Lepetellida; Haliotidae
Exons: 6
Coding region: 49-468 (139 amino acids)
Source: RefSeq, a predicted model, not a curated record
CAGUGUGUCAGUCAGCCCAACACGCGACACGACACGAGGAUACCAGCCAUGAGGGUGGACUUAAUCUAUCUAGUUUAUCUCAUGUCACUGGUGCUCGGUGUAUGCGGGGAUCACCGCCACGACCAGAUACCCGCUGUGACCAAGGUUGUACCCAAGCACUUCCGUGUAUGCCUGGAAAGAGUUUUAAGUUUCAAUAUUACCGACAUAAGUGAAUUACAAGAUCAGCAAUUACAGGAACUACAUAAGUGUUUUUCAAGGGUUGAAGGACCAUGUAACAGUUCCCCUUCUCCACAACCAACAACAACACCGGGUGUCAGUGAACUGCCCAGGGUAACCUUGGGCAUUAUACUGGUCUGCAUGGCGGCUGUUAUAGCUUUGUUGAUUGGAGUACUUUCUACUGUAUGCUUUUUCACCUGCUGCAAGAAAAAGACAAGACAAGAACGGGUAGAAGACAACUGUCAGCUAUAGUUCUGUUUGGUGACCCUACUGAUUCAAGGCUGAACACGUGGAUAACAGUCAAAUAUAGUUCUGUUUUGGUGACCCUACUGAUUCAAGGCUGAACAUGUGGAUAACAGUCAAAUAUAGUUCUGUUUGGUGACCCUACUGAUCAAAUACUGAAGGCGUGGAUAACAGUCAAAUAUAGUUCUGUUUGCUGAACCUACUGAUUCAAGGCUGAGGACGUGGAUAAGAGUCAAACACAGUUCUGUUUGCUCAUCCACGGAUGUUAAAUGGACGUUAUUUCACGAACUGUCAAAUAGUAAAAAUGGUAAAAAACGUGGACAGCUCUCGAUUACAGUUCCGCCUGUUGACAUUUGUAUAUGUAGACACGGUGCUGGAUGGCCCUGACCUUUGGUAAACCGACAUGUGUUUUGGCCUUUGGUUACACAUGACAUUUGCCAACCACUUAGUACAAUUCAAAAUCAACGUUAAUCAUAUUGCAAAUGCAGAUUUUUUUUUCUGUCCUCAACUUGGGAAAAGGUAUAACGUCAUUUAAGAUGUCAAAACAUCACUGAAUAUUGAUUGACGUCAUACGAGUCCGUAAAACACUUAUCACUGUCAGGCACUUAGAUGGAAGAGACAAAUAAUACAAAUUGUGCA